Molecule: messenger RNA, 1731 nt
Organism: Candida tropicalis MYA-3404
Lineage: Eukaryota; Fungi; Ascomycota; Pichiomycetes; Serinales; Debaryomycetaceae
Gene: KAR3
Product: Kar3p
Exons: 1
Coding region: 1-1731 (576 amino acids)
Biological process (GO): microtubule-based movement
Molecular function (GO): microtubule binding; microtubule motor activity; ATP binding
Source: RefSeq, a predicted model, not a curated record
AUGGAGGAAGAAAACCUAAAUAAUAUAAAUAGCAAACUAAAGUCCAAAUUAGCAUCAACAUUAAACAUUAACAAGAGCAAGAGACCUUUAGAUGAUUCAACAAAUUUGAACAAAAUGAGGAAAUUCCAAUCAUCAUCAAGAUUACCAAUCUCUUCUUCUAGCAAUCAUGAAGAGAUGAAUAGAUUUCGACAACUUAUAAAUGAUAAAACGUUAGAGAUAGAGAACAUUAAAAUUAAUUCAAUAAGUUUAAGAAAUGAAAUUGAACUGCAAAAUUUAGAAAAUUAUCGAAUUGAUUCAAAUUUUCAGAAUUUGGAAAUUACUUUAAAUGAUUUAAAUCUUAAAAUUAAUGAACUAAUGGGAUAUAAAGAACAAUCUUUAAUAUCAUUAAGUAAAAAAUAUGAAUUAGAACAAAAAAGAUUAAAUAUGAAUCAUCAGGAGAAAUUAAAUGAUAUUAAAGAAGAAAUUACCAAAAAAGUUGAUGACUUAUUAACCAAGAAACAAGAGAAGUAUGAAAAGGAGAUUAACGAGUUAACCAAAGAAAUUAAUGAAAUGAUGGAACUGAAGGUGAAGGUUGAAGCGGAUAUGGAUAAAAAAUUGAUAUUACUAAAAGAAAACCACCAUACGAAGGAAUCAUCAAUGAUUGGUGAAUUACAAGAUGAAUGUGAUAAAUCCAAAACGGAAAUUGAAACGAUUACGCAAGAGAUAAUUGUGAAAACUAAUCAGAUCGAUGAUAUAAAAUUGAAUAAAUUCACCCAAUUGGAAAAAGAGCAUGCACGAUUUAUGAAUCUUUUAGAACAAUUAAAAAUAAAAAAUAAUCAUAAACAAAAUGAAAUUGAUAAUCUAGAAAAUCAAAUACUGAAUAAAAAGUCAAAGGUAAAAUCAUUACAUCAAAGUUCAGAAGAGCGAUCGGAAGAAUUAAAACGUUUGAAUUUUGAAAUAGCUAGAAUGAAAUCCGAAUUAAUUAACCAAGAGACUAAAAGAAGAAAGCUUCAUGGGAAAUUGCAAGAUUUAAAAGGUAAUAUUAGAGUAUUUUGUCGUAUUAGAAAUGCAACUAGUUCAGAUUUGGUUAAAUAUCAAAUACCUCAAGAUAUAAAUGACGAAUCUAAGCAGGAUUUAUUAAUUACUAAAACUAAUAAUAAUAACAAUACCAAUAAUGCGACAUACCGUUUCCUGUUUGAUAAGAUAUUUCCACCUGAACAUACCAACGAUAUGAUCUUUGAUGAGCUAUCACAAUUAAUUCAAUGUUCAUUAGAUGGCACUAAUGUUUGUGUAUUUGCUUAUGGACAAACGGGUUCAGGUAAAACAUUCACAAUGUCACACCCUCAAAAUGGAAUGAUUCCUUUAUCAAUAAUGAAAAUUUUCCAAGAUAUUGACGAUUUAAAAGAGAAAGGUUGGAGUUAUUCCAUAUUUGGGAAAUUUAUUGAAAUUUACAAUGAAUCUAUUAUAGAUCUUUUAAACCCUACUAAUUCCAUGAAACAUGAAAUUAAACACGAUGAUUCAGUUAAUAAAACUACAGUGACAAAUAUAACCACUAUUGAAAUAACGUCACCUAAUCAAGCACAUGAAAUAUUAACAAUGGCAAACAAGAAAAGAAGUACAGCAGCUACUAAAUCAAAUGAUCAUUCAUCAAGAUCACAUUCAAUUUUCAUAAUUGAACUUCAGGGAGAUAAUUCCAUAACUGGUGAAUCAAGUAAUGGAAUAUUAAAUUUAAUUGAUUUAGCCGGGAUCUGA